Molecule: messenger RNA, 744 nt
Organism: Fusarium oxysporum Fo47
Lineage: Eukaryota; Fungi; Ascomycota; Sordariomycetes; Hypocreales; Nectriaceae
Exons: 2
Coding region: 1-744 (247 amino acids)
Source: RefSeq, a predicted model, not a curated record
AUGAGUCGGAAAAGACCGCCCGCUGACAGAACCUCCGAACGGCGCAAGACCAAGAGAGGGCGCGUAAAUCCGGGCAAGACUGAGCCUCCCCACGCAACUGCAGAGGUUCCAGACGACAAGACAGAUGCCCCAGCAGCGAACGAAGACAAAACAGCAGACGACGAUGUUGACCAAGACCCCGAUACCUCCCACGCGUCUGCUCCUGACCCCGAUCUUCACAAGACUAAGAUUCUCGAAACAGCUGCGAGCGAUCUAGAAGAUGAGACAGAUGCCCCGACGGCAAGCCAAGAUAGAAUCCCAGAAGAGCCUACGAAUCAAGAGCCCGACGCCUCAAACUCUUGUGCUUCUGAGCCCGAUACCGACGAGACUGCGGUUUCGCAAGCAAGCACUAGCCGCGUCGAUAAUGGGAUAGAAGCAUCCAUGUCAGAUCAGGACAAGGCAUCAGAAGCCCCUGAUGACCUACUAGAUCUCACAUGGGUAGAUCUUGCUAGAGAUCUUCAUUCCAUCCUCAAGUACUCAAUUUACGGUGAAUUCUUUCUCUUUUGCCAUUUACGAAACGGCCGUUCUGGCUGGGUAGCAGAAGAAAAGGUUCAGAUUGAGGCCCCUUUUACUCUCAACACAUUCUGGGAGUCCCGAGAAGACGUCCCAGGUCGCCCGCACGCUGAGAAGCACUAUAUCCGGAGACAUCAACAGGGUGCUGGGAAAUGUCAGCUUCUAGUGAUUCAGACCCAGUUCCGCAGAUGA